UAGGUGCAUACCCGUCUACCCGCAGAUACGGUUUCCUGCAUGACCCGUUUAAAAGCGGCCCAUCCUCUCCGCUGCUGUCUCGCUCCACCUCCGUCCACUAAAGAGCGAUGAGGAACCCACAACCGUCCGUCCUUCUCUCAUUUCUCGGUGAGUUGUUGGCUUCAGUUGUUUUUUUUUUAAAAGUAAAAUUUAGUUCCGAGAUAAGCAGCUGUGUAAAAGUACAAUGUCAUUUGGAGAGGCGCAUUACGCGCGUCAGAAAACAAAUCGCUUCAGCCUAUGGUAUUACAUGUCCACUGGCUACGCACUUUUUUAAAUGACUUGUUUUUAGAUAAGGAUAGAUAUAGAGAGAGAUUGACAGCGUCAAUUGACCGUUAAUUUUAAGGUGUGAAAAGUUAAAUACCCUAAUCCUAUAUGAAUGCACUGAUGAUGUAUGCUAAUAUAUGUAUUUGCGACAUGGCUGUAUAGACGCCAUAGACGCCAUAAUGGACUACAUCACGUCUCAGGGCAUGGUGUACUCAUGGUGUACUCAUGGUGUACUCAUGCCCAGGGCUUCUCUGAGACAUUCCUAUCUCAAAUAGAACUAUGGGAAUGGACUGGCUACAUAAAUGAUACAUACAAGAAGGCUUGUUGUGUAUCCACACUGUUACAUUAAACAUACUCGUUCCAUUUAACCCAAUGGGACUUCCAAUGACUAUUUCUACUUGACGUUAUAUCUAAGCUCAUAACAACCUACCCACUGGGCACAGACGUCAAAUCAACAUUGGUUCAACGUAAUUUCAUUUAAAUGACGUGGAAACAACGUUGAUUCAACCGUUGUGUGACAAGUGGGUAUUAUCAUAAGGCCUCUGUUUUUAUUGGCCUCAUCAACUCAGCUGUUUGGAAAAUAUGUUGGCUGCCAUGGCCACAGAAACAGGGAGCGGGAGAGCAGGGUAGUAUUUACCUGUUGAUUGGUUAUUCUUGGUACUGUAUAUAGGUACCUGGUUACAAUUCUUUCUCACUGUCUAUCUGGCUGUCUGACGAAGCCAUAUUCUAGUCUUGUUGCAGGUUGACGUUUAUUGGUGGUCCUCUGUAGCUCAAUUGGUAGAGCAUGGUGCUUGUAACGCCAGGGUAGUGGGUUCGAUCCCCGGGACCACCCAUACGUAAAAAAUCUAUGCACACAUGACUGUUAGUCACUUUGGAUAAAAGCGUCUGCUAAAUGGCAUGUUAUUAUUUAUUGUCAUGAGUCUUGCCCUGGAGGCAGAACUGAGCGUUUUUCUUCUAGAUGGGCCAGCUGCAAAGUCAGAAUCUAGGGUGUGCACCCACUCCGCCCAGAGUGGGUGAAAACGUGCUUUGCUGUUGAAAUUUAACUUCCUUAUGUUAUAAAAUACAUUUUACAGAGACAAAUAUGAUUCUUCGUGUUCUGAAUCGUUCAGUGGGAUCUUUCGCUAACAUAUCAUUGACAUUAUAUCCAAAACGUUGGAUUUCGUAAUACACUGAACAAAAAUAUAAACGCAACAUGCAACAAUUUCUAAGAUUUUACUGAGUUACAAUUCAUAUAAGGAAAUCAGUCAAUUGAAAUAAAUUAAUUAGGCCCUAAUCUAUAGAUUUCCACGACUGGGAAUACAGAUAUGCACCUGUUGGUCACAGAUACCUUUUUUUUUUUAAAAGGUAGGUGCGUGGAUCAGAAAACCAGUCAGUAUCUGGUGUGACCACCAUUUGCCACAUGCUGGGCGACACAAUCCCCUUUGCAUAGAGUUGAUCAGGCUGUUGAUUGUGGCCUGUGGGAGGUUGUCCCACUCCUCUUCAAUGGCUGUGCGAAGUUGCUGGAUAUUGGCGCGAACUGGAAAACACAACACGUCAAUUACAUGUUAUGUUUAUAUUUUUGUUCAGUAUAAGUUGAUGAUCCCUGGCAUAUAUGAAAAUACUACAUGUCAUGUCUCAAAAUCGAUAUCUAUUUUACCUCUAUUGUUUUAUAUCCUCCGGAUUCGAGAAGAAAUAUGAUAAGUUCAAAGGUAAACCUGUCAGUUGGCCUUAAUUUGACGGUUAGCCUGUCAGUUGGCCUUAAUUUGACGGGGAGCCUGUCAGUUGGCCUUAAUUCGACGGGGAGCCUGUCAGUUGACCUUAAUUCGACGGUUAGCCUGUCAGUUGGCCUUAAUUCGACGGUUAGCCUGUCAGUUGGCCUUAAUUCGACGGUUAGCCUGUCAGUUGACCUUAAUUAGACGGGGAGCCUGUCAGUUGGCCUUAAUUUGACGGUUAGCCUGUCAGUUGGCCUUAAUUCGACGGGGAGCCUGUCAGUUGGCCUUAAUUCGACGGGAGCCUUCAUUGGCCUUAAUUCGACGGGGAACCUGUCAGUUGACUAAUUGACGGUAGCCUGUCAGUUGGCCUUAAUCGAGGUAGCCUGUCAGUUGGCCUUAAUUUCGACGUUAGCCUGUCGAUUGGACCUUAUCGACGGGACCUGUCGUUGGCUUACUCACGGGAUCCUGUCGUUGUCUUUUCGACGGGAGGCCUGUCGUGGCCUUAAAUCGACGGACCUGUCGUUGGCCUACAUUCGCGGAGCCUGUCAGUGGCCUUAAUCGCGGGAGCCUGUCAUUGGCUAUAGAGGGUUAGCCUGUAGUUGGCCUAUUCGACGGGGAGCUGUCGUGCCUUAUUCACGUCGCCUGUCAUUGGCCUUAUGCGAGUUAGCUGUAUUUGGCGCUUAAUUCUCGGGGAGCUGUCCAGUUGCUUAAUUCAUCGUGGGAGCUUUCAGUUUGCCUUAAUUCGACGGACUGUCAAGUUGACCUUAUUCGCGGGAGCUGUCGUGCCUUAAUCGACGGGAGCCUGUCAGUUGCCUUAAUUCGACGGGACUGUCAUGCCUUAAUUCGACGGACCUGUCAUUGGCUUAUUCGAGGGGAUCCUUCAGUUGCCUAUUCGAAGGUUACCUGUCAGUUGCCUAAUUCGACGGAGCCUGUCAGUUGGCCUUAAGUCGACGGUCGAGCCUGUCAGUUGGCCUUAAUUCGACGGUAGCCUGUCAGUUGGCCUUAAUUCAUCGGGGAGCCUGUCAGUUGGCCUUAAUUCAUCGGGGAGCCUGUCAGUUGGCCUUAAUUCGACGGGGAGCCUGUCAGUUGGCCUUAAUUCGACGGGGAGCCUGUCAGUUGGCCUUAAUUCGACGGGAGCCUGUCAGUUGGCCUUAAUUCGACGGGGAGCCUGUCAGUUGACCUUAAUUCGACGGGUAGCCUGUCAGUUGGCCUUAAUUCGACGGGUAGCCUGUCAGUUGGCCUUAAUUCGACGGGGAGCCUGUCAGUUGGCCUUAAUUCGACGGUGAGCCUGUCAGUUGGCCUUAAUUCGACGGUUAGCCUGUCAGUUGGCCUUAAUUCGACGGGGAGCCUGUCAGUUGGCCUUAAUUCGACGGUCAGCCUGUCAGUUGGCCUUAAUUCGACGGUUAGCCUGUCAAUUGGCCUUAAUUCGACGGUUAGGUUUGGUCCUUUAUUUUUAAUUUUUUAGAGGAGUAUGUACACAAUUAACAUGUUAUCUUACCCAUUUGUCAAACGAUGCGUUUUCGCAUACUUUUUAUUCUUAAUUUAAGGUUAAGGCAUUAGGGUUAGCAGUGUGGUUAAGGUUUGGGUUAAGGUUGUUAGAUUUAAAAUCAGAUUGUAUGACUUUGUGGCAGUGCCAGCUAGUGACCACUCUGCAGAGCUGCCUUCAGUACAUGAGUCAUCCCAAUAAAUGCCAACCUGCAUUUUUUUUUUUUGCCGCCUUGGGGAUUGAGAUGUAAACGUGCCACCGAUCAUAUCACCUCACAACAUUAAGCCAUGUCUCAGGAAUGUGGCAUUGACGAGCAGAGCCACGUCGGGGCACCAGUCUGUUUAGAGAUCUUGCCAUGCUAAACAUGACAAUUUCAUCAGGAGUUGACAAGAGGGCAGAAAUAGACUGGCAAAUAGAUUUGGCACCACAAGAACCCCAAUCUGCUUGGCGUGGCGCUUGGCAUGCUGAGCGCUGCCACUCUACGUGCCAGGCAUGUUCACAACAUCAACUGCUCUCCUCCAUCAUGUGAAUGGAAUGACCCAGGCAGGCACAGUAACGGUCAUUGCCAUCCCAUUUUGUAAAUAAUAAUUUGUUCCUAAUUGGCCUGCCUGGUAAAAUAAAGCUUAAAAUAAAACAUUAAUUCAACUCCAAGCCGUUAAGAGUUUCAGGAUGACAUGCAUCAAAUAGAGAUCAGACAACUGCCAUGGCCCGUGGGGUGAUUUUGCAGGAUUGAGGGUACAACUGCUUUGCUAAAAAAGGUAUUUUGUUCUUUCUCUCUCUCUCACAGGUCUGUUGCUGGUCAGGUCUGAUGUACAUACUACAGGUGUCCUCUCAUCCACACAGCCAGCCCCAACCAGCCCCCCCUGUCAGGCAGCAACAACAACAGGUAGGCCCUCUUCCUGGACUGGUACUGCUGACUGACUGACAUACUUUAUAUAUUUACAGUAUAUAUAUAUAUAUAUAUAUUUUGUAACUAUCUAAAUGUAUGACUGACUGGCUUAUUGGUUGAUUGGUGUUAUCCAGUCCAGGAGCAGUCCCGUCCUCGCAUGGAGAAGGUGAUGAUCCAGAAGUGUGACUCCAGUCUGGAGAGCUACUGUCUCAAUGGAGAAUGUCUCCUACUGCUGGACAUCAACGAACACCACUGCAAGUAAGAUUAAAAAAAAAUAUAUAGGAUUUAUUGUCACGUACACCGGAUACACUACACCUUUAUGUGUGUGUGUGUUUUGUGAUACAGCUCUGUAAUGAGUGUGGGGGUGCUCAGCAGUGUGGUGGAGAGUGUGUGUGUGUGUGUGACUCAUGUCCCUCUCUCUCUCCAGGUGUGAGAUGGGUUACUACGGGCCCAGGUGUGCUCACCUGGAGAUGGUGUUUCAGCCAAUGAGAGAAGAACAUGUUAUCCUGACGGCGGUAUGUGGGGGCCUUCUGAUUAUAGGCAUCGCUGGAGCGCUCUACUUCUUCUGCCGAUGGUGAGAGAGAGAGAGGGAACGUGUGUGUCAGAGGAGGCUGGUGGGAGGAGCUAGAGGAGGACGGGCUCUUUGUAAUGGCUGAAGUGGAACGGUAUCAAACAUAUGGAAGCCAUGUUUAACUCUGUUCCAAUCAUUCCAUUCCAGCCAUUACAAUGAGCCCAUCCUCCUAUAGCUCCUCCCACCAGCCUCCUCUGGUGUGUGUGUGUGUGUGUGUUUGUAUCUGUGUGUCUAAUUGCUGCUCCUACUGUUCCAGGUACAAGAGGAAUAGAUGUCCACCGCAACAGAAACCGCAGAUGUACCAGGAGGUGCAGAUGGCAUGAUGUGUGUGUGUGUGUGACAGCAGCCAUUAUUAUGUUACAUAACAUGCUGUAUCUCUGUUACCAAGGUUACGUUUAUUAGGGCACGCAACAGAAAACAUUUAAAAAAACAUUUUGUAACGGAAAAUGUUUCACUCAGUUUUCUUCCGUGUUGUGCCUCCACCGAACACAACUCAGCAUUUCUACAGUGUGCGUCUCAAACUGAAAACGUACUUUUGUCAGGAGUGAGUUUUGCAUGGCUGUAAAGAUGAUUUCUGUCUCCCUUUGUGUUAGAAUGGCUUACUAUCCUGUUCAGUUUGGCAUCAUGUCUGAUCCAGUUUUUGGCCAGAUUGAACUUAAAUUUUUAUAUGCAGUAUUCUAAAUUAUACUUUUUUUUUUUUUUUUCUUAUUUAUGAAAUUUCUAAUAAAACGUGUCCUCACUUUCUAGUUGUGUAUCUGUGUCUUCAGUACAGGCCAAUAGUUGGGCUAUCUGAAUCUGUCCUUAGCUCUGAACGUACACAAACACUCCUACAACCACGGCAACCAAUUAUUUUGCUGUGUGACUUGAGUUUUUAUUUUGGGAGCUGCAGAAUGGUCGGAAAGCGGAUGCUGAGUUUGAAUAUGAUUGGUGAGAAUGAAGGUGAUGAGAAUACUGGAUGGGACUGCAGCCGCUAAAGAGAGCUAAAAUCACAGUUAAAACAGCGGCUAGCAAGCCUACUGCUCGUGGCGCAAAUACUUCACAGUUUGUAUUAUUAGGAGUGCUGUUUGAUGUACCUGGGAGAUCUGUUUGAUGUUGCCAAGAUGGUGAAGAAAGUGUUGGGUACAGUGGAAUCUGUGAGGGUGACCAGAAGUGGAAUUUUGUAGAUUAUUAUUUGUUGGCAGAACAAAAAUGAGCGCGCCUUGUGCCUCACCAGAAUUAAGGAGAAAGAGGUGACUGCCUUCGAUUUUUGUAGCAGGGCACCAAUGAAAGGCGUGAUUUCUGGAGUGUCUGUGGAAGUUGGGGCUGAGGAGAUCAAGAUGAACAUUCCUGGAGUAGUUUUGGCUUGA
Messenger RNA from Coregonus sp. 'balchen', 6286 nucleotides. Lineage: Eukaryota; Metazoa; Chordata; Actinopteri; Salmoniformes; Salmonidae. The record is from the annotation of a GenBank genome assembly.